Molecule: messenger RNA, 4473 nt
Organism: Kluyveromyces marxianus DMKU3-1042
Lineage: Eukaryota; Fungi; Ascomycota; Saccharomycetes; Saccharomycetales; Saccharomycetaceae
Gene: MDS3
Product: negative regulator of sporulation MDS3
Exons: 1
Coding region: 1-4473 (1490 amino acids)
Biological process (GO): cell redox homeostasis
Cellular component (GO): cytosol; mitochondrion
Molecular function (GO): protein binding
Source: RefSeq, a predicted model, not a curated record
AUGCCAUUUCUUCUCCCAUCGAAUUGCUCCUGCUACAACCUGCACUUGCCGCAUCUAGAUGCCGCAAAGGCUGCAACUCUAGACGAAUGCUCCAUCAAAAGACUCUCGCUCGAUGUGCGGACAGGUGCAGCCACCGUGUUGGCUAGGUCUGGGAUAUUCGUGCAUGGUGGACUUACAAUUCCGCUAAAUUUGAACCAAAUAACGUCUACCAACUUGCAACAGGAACUUAUCAUGCAUUUUGCACGAGAGCUGAACGAUUCGAGUACGUUCCAGAACUUGAGCCAGUGGAUCAGCAGAGAGGUGUUUUUCCUCGACUUGAUUUCAAGGCGCUGGGAGCGCGUUACCACUUUUUAUGCAGACAAUGAUGAGGAUAACGACGAGGACGAUGAAGAUGACGAAGAUGAUGACGCAGGUGACGACCAGUACGAGGGCGCAGCAGAAACGGAAACAGAACUCCAAGUAGAAGCAGAAGUUGAAACGGAGGUGAAUGAUGACGAGUACUCGUUCUCCAGUCUAAAGCUAAGUCCGAGACUCACAGAACGGCUUUUCCAUGCCAUAUGCUAUUGCAACGAAUCGUUGUAUGUGUUUGGUGGGUUAACCGUGUCACCAAAUUCGGAUUAUGAGUUUGUAGCCACCAAUGAGCUUUGGAAAUUGGAUCUUCACACCAAAGUAUGGUCAUUGGUCAGCGCUGAACCAGCGGUAACCCGUAGGUUCAACUGCCAAAUGCAUGUGUUAUAUGAGUCCGAUGCAGAAAAGGAUACAAAACUAAUUGUUGUUGGUGGGUUGAAUAACAUGGACCAACCGGUGGAAGAUGUAGACGUUUUCAAUUUGAAAACACAUAGAUGGGAAUCCGUAGAAGUAUGGAACAAUGAAGAUGACUUACACGAUAUUACCCUUAACGUGGAGGGCAAACGUACACCAUUAGUCGCGGAGAAGAACUUUUCGUUCUUGGUAGAAGAAAACGAAGCACAACUGCCAAGUUUGGCGGUUUACUCUCCUUCGAUAGAAGAAUCUAAACCACAAACUCCAACAUCUCCCAGUCAUCCCAAUGAACAACCAACGUGCAAUUUCCAAUCAGAGGAAAAUCCUCUCUUUGCGCUUCCAUUGAUGCCCGAGACAGAGGGUGUUCGAAUGCACGUUUACGAUGUUAACGAUAUGCGAAGAAAAAGAUUACAUAUAGCAUACAACCUACAAUGGCCCACCGGUGAUAAAUUUGGCUACAAUAUUAUAAUAGCGGGAUUCCACCCUAAUUUACAACCGCAUAAUUUCCACUGUUUCCUCUACAAUAUUACAUCGGGGAAAUGGACAAGGUUAAACAUCAAUUGUGAUGACUUACACACCUCAAAUCAUAGAUUCUGGAAACUUUUCUUGUGGGAAUCUCAUCAUAAGGCUUUACUACUAGGAUCUAGGAGUGGCAAUGGCGCCUUACCAUCUGUACAAAAGUUUGAUAAAUUACUCUCAUUCGGCCUUCACAUAACGAAUCUCUUCCACUCUGCGCAAACAGAACUGAAGGGAACAAGAAGUCUCUCAGGCCGUAAAUUACAAAAUAGUUCAACCCAGACGGAAACUGAUCAAUUCGAAAACUAUAGCCGAUACGUUGCCCCUCCUUCUGAAAUCACAUCGAUUAGAUCGGUAUUCCCAUCUUACUCGAUGGUUUUAGGAAAGGAUUCUUUGGAGGUUUAUAAUAAACUUUUGGCUGAUUUUGAAUUCAUCACCGAAGAUAAUGAAUCAGUUGCAGUACCAGGAUUCCUACUAAGAAAAAGAUGGGGAAGAUACUUCGAUACAUUAUUGGCAAAUGCAUAUGUGCAAAUAACGAAUGAUAGUAAAAUAUCAGAAGCCUACAAACACAUGUCAAAAAACCCGUCUGAGAAACCUAUACCCUUUAGUGGGUCUCCGCACACCUCGGCUUCAGUGUCUUCAAUCCAAAAAGAUGAUAAGAAACCCAAUUCCCAAGGAUCUUUAGAUACUUUCUUUAACCGUCACCGUCCAAGUGCUCAAUCGGUACUGAGUAACCCACCUUCUUUACAUAGGAAGUCUGCUUGUCUUUUUUUCAAUACAUCACCAAUUGCUUCAAAAUCUUCGGAUAACAAUAUUUCAUCUAAUCAAUCGUCCAAAUAUGGUCCAGAUGACUUAACAUCUACUGCAAUCAGUGAGAACUUGGCAGUAGGAACAGCAACUAGUAUACCAGAUCCUAUUACGUCUCUAGAAGAAGUAUCAGAGCAAUCUUCCUUAAGAAGGCAAUCUACUGCUACAUCUGGUGUAACUAGCUCAUCAGGUGGGAUGGUUUUCCGUGUUCCAUUCCGCGCGAGCGGUGAAAGUUCCAAAAAGUCUACUCCACCACCAGUUAGUCUGGAUCCUAAUGAGGUAUCAGAUCCAUCUAAGAUUUCAGGAUCAUCAUCUAACAGAAAGAAUUCGGAAAGUUCCUACUCAGCUGCAUAUUCAGAUGAUUAUCGGAGAAGUAAUCAAUCACAAUCGAGAAAACUAUCUCAAUCUACUGUGAAUGAUAACUUACUGCAUUCAAGCUAUGGUUUUAAUAGCCCACUAAGCUCCCGUAAGGCUUCCAUUGCUUCAACAUCAAGUUCAUUUUCUCAUGUAAGUUCAACAAGUGAUAGAAUGGGUGAAUCAAUAUACAGGAGCGCAAGCGCGGAUGAAGUAUUAAGCCUGAAUAUUGCAUUACCUUCUCCACAGCCAGCUCCAUGCGAACCGUUGCCGGCGCUUCCAUCGCAUCCGCCUCAUGAUUUUAAUGUUGCAAAAAAGUCAUUAGAUCAUCUGGGCAUAGAGUCAAGAUACAGAACAUCUACUUCCCCUCUAUCCAGCAGAAGAUCAUCACUACACCAUGAUAUAUCACAACAUAUAUCUCCAGACAGCAUUUAUCAUAAUAGAAUCGAUGAGGUCUUCAAUGGAGACCCUCUCCAAAAAACCGAUAGUAAGAACGACGGAAUAACGACCCCUCAAAACGAGAGAUAUUCAUUCGCGUCUAACGCAGAUAGCUUUAACAGUCAACAUCCUAAUAAUGCUGAAGUAGAUUUCGAACCUCUUUUCAUGCCAAGAUCUUUAUAUAUGCCUUGGCCAACAGAAACAGUGAAGGCGUUUGCUGAGUUCUUUUAUACUGGCCAAGUUGAUGGUAAGUGGCCUUUAACACCAGUUGCAGUCGGGUUGUUAAAUAUGGCAAAGCUAUACGAGGUUCCAUUGUUGUUUGACCUAAUGUUGGAAGUAUUUUACUCAAUUAUUGGGAAAAAGGAGGAGAGUCUAUUCAUCAUUUGCAAAUCAGUAAAAGAAUCCUUUUUAAGUAGAGUUUCUGCUGCAUUUGAUGAAGACAACGAAGGAAUGGAGGAGUAUUUAGAUAAUCUCAAGAACUAUCAGGAUUUUCUAACGGUUGAAAACUCUUUGAAUAGUAUUGAUGACGGCUAUUUCGAUAUUGAUCAUUUAAGAAAGGCAUCAACAGCCUUUUCAGUUAGCACGGUGAGUAGUAAUAAUACCCAAGAUCCAAACGAUAAAUUGAGUGGGGUGGAUUCUCCAGGAUACGUCCCCACGGUAAUGUCAGGCAGCCCAAGAGAUAGUAUUAACUCGAUUUCCUCGUUACAGUAUCCUUCAACAAUAUUUGGUGGAACUUCAAGCAAGAAAUCAUCAAUAUCACACGUGCAACAAAGGAUCAAUAAUAACCCUAAACAUAAAUCGAGUUUAAGCAAGGAGGUUUCAACAGCCGGCUCCCAAGAAGAGAUCUCACGUCCGUCAUCGUCUUUACAGAUUAAACGUGAAAGCCUUGAGAUGCAUAGAAUAGAUGACGAGUUGGAUCAAGUGAAAAAUCUAUUGGAAGAAGAAGCAAGUGGUAAACGCAAAAACCCGGAUCAAGACGAUUCCGGCUAUAGUUCUGAUUCAGACGAUCUGGGCGUCGGUUUAGGCUUACCAUCCAAGAGCAAGAUCGAGAAAUCAUUCCGGGAACGUGCUCUCGAAUUGGAAGAAUCAGUUGAUCCAUUGUCUAGAACUUCAACAGAAUUCAGCUUUUCACACAGUAGGGGAAAUAAUAACUUGCUUAGCGGCAAGAUACGGAACGAUCCUGCAUAUAACAACCAAAGGAUUGCUACGUUGGACAGUUUAGCCUCACCAAACUCACUCCCACCUGUCGAUUACGUAAUGGAAUUAAUUUACGAAUCCGCUGUUCUUGUCAGCGAUGUUAAGCUGAUGAUGAGAUGUAUGGACUGUCUCCAUAUUUCGAAGGAAUUGAAGAAGAUAAAGAGAAAACUCAUUCAAGACAUUACAGAACUCGAGGAAACUGCGCCAAAAUCGAGAAAGGCGGCUUCCAACUUUGAAAUCAGAACAGACUCUCACGAGAACUCGCCAGCCCCACGUUAUCACUCUCACCCACCUUCAAGCGCUCCAUCCUCGUCAAAGUCGUUUGAAAAGAUCACAAGAACGAUCUCCAAUUUGACAAUAGGAAGCAGCCGUUCGAAGACAAAUGCCAGCAGCAAGUGA